CUUAAUUCUGUUUAAAUUGUAUCUAAUUCGUUGAUUAUUUUCUUUCUAUCUUUAACUUGAUUAGUGAUUAAAAAGAGUCGAAAACAAUCAACUUAUUUAAACCUGUUCUUUGUUAUUGUUAUCUUCAAUUUUUUACUCGUUCGUUGAUUGUUAUUGAUUUGGCUACUUAAGCUUCAUUAAUCCGUUAAUCGUUUGUAAUGGAUUACAGUUUCUAUUGAAUUAAUUACUAUUACAAACAAGUGAGACUAUCUGAUCAUUUUGGUUGAUUAAUUUGCAGAUUGAAAUGUCUGGUUGUUUUCAAUUUUUCUCGAAGGAUUCAGAUGAAUCAAAUUCAACCGAUGAGAUUAUCAAAUUGUUCAAUUGUUUAAUUGUUCGUGAUGGUCAACUCAAAUCGGAGGAUCUCUGGUUAAGAGGAGGUAAAAUAAUCAAUCCCGAGCCCGUUUUUUACGAUGAAAAAUGUAAACCCGAUGCUGUGAUUAAUUGCCAAGGAAAUAUAAUCGCUCCAGGAUAUAUCGAUCUCCAAAUUAAUGGUGGUUAUGGUUACGAUUUUUCCGAUGAUAAGAUUGACAUCGACUCAGCAAUUAACAGUGUUGCUCGUGGAAUCCUUGAAUCCGGUGUUACCUCUUUCUGUCCCACUUUGAUUACCCAAUCAAUUGAUUCGUAUCGGAAAAUAGUUCCCAAAAUUAAACGGAGACAUGGAAGUGUCACCAAUGGAGCCAAUGUUUUGGGUAUUCACUUGGAAGGACCUUUUAUCAAUUUAAAGAAACGAGGAGCUCACCCUGAACAUUUGGUUCGAGGUGAAACUAUUCAAUCAUUUUCCGAGCUAAUCAAUGUUUAUGGUUCUCUUGAUAAUGUUUCGAUUAUAACAUUAGCUCCUGAACUCGAUAAAGGAUCGGUAAUUAAGGGUCUAGUCGCUAAUGGAAUAACGGUUUCCAUGGGACAUUCAGUUGCGACUCUUGAUGAAGGUUACACUGGACUUUCCAAUGGUGCUAAUUUUAUCACUCCUUUUAACGCUAUGUUACCAUUUCAUCAUCGGGAUCCUGGUCUGGUUGGGCUAUUGGCCUCCGAUCCUAAGUCAUUGUCGCCAUCAUCUGAUAAUGUCAACAUUUAUUAUGGGAUAAUUGCUGAUGGUAUUCAUACUCAUGAUGCUGCUCUGAAAAUCGCUUAUCGUACUCAUCCAAAUGGCCUUGUUUGCGUUACCGAUGCGAUUUCGGCUCUUGGCUUGGAAUCUGGAAAGAAACACAAAUUAGGUCACCAAUUUGUUGAAAUUCACGGUUCUAAAGUUACCGUUGCCGGGACUGAUACACUUUGUGGCUCGAUUGCAACAAUGUCCCAAUGUGUACGUAAUUUAAAUUCAGUCACUAAUUGUGGGAUAGUUAAAGCAAUUGACUGUGCCACUCUGCAUCCAGCCAAAGUAUUGGGUUUAACUGAUAUAAAGGGAACUCUUAAUUUCGGUUCAGAUGCUGAUUUUAUCAUCCUUGAUAAUCAAUUAAACGUCCUAGCCACUUAUAUUGCUAGUCAACAAGUUUGGGUUAAUCAAAAAUUAACUUUCCGAAGCAAUAUCAAAAUUAACAAUUUACAUAUAAAUUUAUGUAUUUUCUUAACAAUUUGCAAUAUUCAUUUUCCUCGAUCAAUCCAAUCAACAAGUUACAAUUAAGUAACUCUUGUGAUACUAAUUGUAAAUAUCUACAAACAAUGUACUCUUGUCAAAUAACAAUAAAUUGUUUUAAUUGUAAAGAUUUCAACUAUUUAUAAUUGUAUGAUUUGAUUUUGUCUAUUCAAGUUUCAUAUAAUCAAUAAUUGUCCUAGAUUUACACUGAUUGCAAUUAACUAACUAAGGGAUCUAAUUGUGAUCACUCUGCCAUCGUGUGCUCUCAAAAAACAACAACAAUCAGUGGUAAUUAGUAAAUUGUUACCAUUUAAACAUAACCAGUUAGUCUCUGAUCGGCUAAUAACAAUUGUCAAUCUCACAAUCAUAAUGAGCAGACAUUUGAUUGAAGGUUUACUUGACUCUUUUAAUAAAAAAAUUAUGGUUCUACUCAGUGACAAUCGGACAUUGUUCGGAAUUUUACAAACCAUCGAUCAAAAAGCUAAUUUAGUUUUGAACAGAACCGUUGAAAAGAUUUACUCUGGAAAUAAAUACGCUGAGAUUGAUUUAGGAACCAUAAUCAUCCGAGGUGAAAACAUAGUGAUCAUUGGAGAGACUAAUUUAGAGAAUGAUGAAAAUUCAGAGAAAUUGGAAAAAGUUUCAAUGGAGGAAAUUUUAUCAACCAAUGAAUCGUCACCCGAUAAACUGAUUGUCCAAAAAGAAAGAAAAAAAAUUAAAGAACUAAUUACAUUCAUCGAUUUUUAUGAUCCUAAUCAUUUAUAAUUACUCUUAAUUGUCAUCACAGUUUACUCAUAUUUCUUAAUUAUUGUCAAUCACAAUUCAAACAUUUAACCAAAUUCAUUUCAUCAAAUUUCAAUAAAAGACUAAAAUUUUCACAUAAA
This is a messenger RNA of Panonychus citri (citrus red mite), 2490 nucleotides long. Its product is annotated as N-acetylglucosamine-6-phosphate deacetylase-like. Gene Ontology annotation, biological process: N-acetylglucosamine catabolic process. NCBI's taxonomy places the organism in Eukaryota, Metazoa, Arthropoda, Arachnida, Trombidiformes, Tetranychidae. Gene Ontology annotation, molecular function: N-acetylglucosamine-6-phosphate deacetylase activity. The record is from RefSeq and is a predicted model, not a curated record.